CUGGUGACCGGGACGAGCGCAGACCUCAUCAAUCCAGCUCUUGAAGACCAUCUUGAGUAAAGGCAGUUUCCUCGUUUUUUCCAUCUGGGAUCAUUAAUCAGGACAGAACACGGGGCUUAUCUGAUCUUGUGUGGUUUUUAGAAGCAGGAAAUCCAGGAGCUGGCAGGAGGGGAAUGAACCGUGAGGGCGUCCCCGGAAAGAGUCCGGAGGAGAUGUAUAUUCAGCAGAAAGUGCGAGUCCUACUCAUGCUGAGGAAGAUGGGAUCAAAUCUCACUGCUAGUGAAGAGGAGUUCUUGCGCACAUAUGCGGGUGUAGUGAAUAGCCAACUUAGCCAGCUUCCUCAACACUCAAUUGAUCAGGGUGCUGAGGAUGUUGUGAUGGCAUUUUCCAGAUCAGAGACAGAAGACAGAAGACAGUAACCACAGGAUACCUGAACAACACAGAACUGGAGAGGACAGUGAGAUUCCUGAAGAUAGAGGAGGAUGGCUGAGCAUUAAUAAGUUCCUUUGCCCACCCUAAUUGUUCCUUGGUAUUCCUUCUCCUUUGUAAUUCUGUUUCCCUUUGCCCAGCCCUCAGAAUGCAUCUCACAGCCAUCUAUUCCUGUAAGUGUCUGCUACUCAGCUGGGCUGUGUUAAUUAAGGACAAACCUAAAGGUGUAUUUUUGAUUGGCUCAAAGGGACAGGCUGUGGUUACCUAAAAGAAGAUGGUUUUUCAAACUUGACCAAUGAAAACCUUUUAUCUCAUGUUUUACUUUACAUUUUAAAGAAAGUCUCUUGACAUCCUACUUCUAAAGAAGCUUUUCAUGCUGUGGUGCUUAUUUAGGUCAAACUUGUGAAUUUGAAGAGGGUUUGAUUUGGCUGCAUAGAACUGGAAGCAACUUGUGGUUGGUUGACAAUGCAAAUGUUUUCCCUUCAGUUGGCUUGCAGGUAUUUUGCUGACUUCAACAUUUUCAUUGCAGAAAGCUGAUGUUUUGGUGCAUUGGUUAUUUCUUUAUACUUACUGACUUGGGGGAAAAAAGACAAAUGUGCUUUGCAAUAUUUAUUACAUCUACACAUAUAAAUGCUUGCUUUUGGGGGUUUGUUUUGUUUUUACUUUGAUGGGCUUUGAAAUCAUGGUUUUGAUUUCCUGUUGGCUGCAGUGUUUCCGAUGCAAUCAGUUUUUCCAUACUCGUCUGCUCUGUGGCCUCGAGCUCUUUUGGGAGCAUGUGUCGAAAGCGCAUUUAGUUCAAUAAGUCUACCUGUUGAAGCUGGAACAUGGAGAUCACCAGCCAUUCUGUGCUGCUGUGUGGGCUGUGCCAUGAACUCCUGGCUUCAGGUGGCUUCUCUCUUUGCUUCUGACAGAGGAGCUGUAGAUAUUUUGCAGGAAUUGCAAGAAUGAGAUCUAUGGCUGUGACAUGAAUUUGCCAAAUUUGUAUAGAGAAUAUGUGAACUUGUUUAAAAAUACUACAUAUAGUUCCACUUUAACCCUUUAACUGCUGCACGAGAGUAGCUCUCACAUAAAGUAAAAUUAAUGGUCAUUAGCUUAAAUCCAACUUGCACUGGGCUUUAAUAAACUUAAGUUUUUAGUCACUUGAAAAACUGUAUUGGUUUGGCUCCUUGCAACUGUUCAGUGAUGUGGAAAUCAUCUGGAUCCUAAGGUAAUACCAUUCUCUUUAGGUACUGUUCCAAGAGGCAGUAGCGCUGCAUUAAGCUGUCCAGCGGUGAGUGUACAAGUGACACUCUCAGGUUUACUCUCCUGGUAGUUGCAGGGCCUUAAAACACACACCCAUGCACAUCUACAAACUGAACACCCUGCAGUGGAAUUCCCAAACUGCACUGACUGUUCAGGAGCCGCACAUGAAAUCUCUAGCACUGCUGCCUGAAGCCUAGCACUUCAUUUGCUCUCCUAUGUGCAGGUCGUUUUUACAAUACUUCUGUAUGUUCCUGUUGGUUGCACUGACUUUAAGAUGAUUCAAAACCUAUUAAAGCAGAACUCCUGGUUCCUGUUUC
Melopsittacus undulatus (budgerigar) is the source of this 1988-nucleotide messenger RNA. It is a transcript of the gene CTNNBIP1, whose product is annotated as catenin beta interacting protein 1. Gene Ontology annotation, biological process: negative regulation of Wnt signaling pathway. Gene Ontology annotation, molecular function: beta-catenin binding. Lineage: Eukaryota; Metazoa; Chordata; Aves; Psittaciformes; Psittaculidae. The coding region runs from base 174 to 419 and encodes 81 amino acids. Gene Ontology annotation, cellular component: cytosol; nucleus; beta-catenin destruction complex. The record is from RefSeq and is a predicted model, not a curated record. The transcript is spliced from 5 exons.